Lachancea sp. 'fantastica' is the source of this 1869-nucleotide messenger RNA. The record is from the annotation of a GenBank genome assembly. NCBI's taxonomy places the organism in Eukaryota, Fungi, Ascomycota, Saccharomycetes, Saccharomycetales, Saccharomycetaceae.
AUGGCCCCACCAUCCAAGCAGUUCACCCACACCACAAAUGAGCGACGUUCGUCGCUCAUUGUGUCGAAUGGCAUUACCAAAGGUGGAAUUUUCGGUGCUGUGGACUAUCCCGGUCCCGAGGAAACCGCCGUGGAAGAUCUGGAGCCCAUGCAGGACUCCGAAGACACAGCUCGCCCAACAGGCCCAGAUCAGGUACACCAAGAACCACUAGAACAGCAACCGCUUCUGGCGUCUGGGACGUCACUCUCGACGACCGGAGACAAACACAUCAAAAGAGCUAGUCGUCUGGACUCGUACGGGACAAGUGGCUCCGGAGCAACCAGUCAGAAACCUUAUCCCAGAGACCUGCUCGAAGAAGAGCGGGAUUUGCUCGUGGAUAACAAGCUGAUCCCUAAAGACCGCCAAAACCAAGCUGUGACGGCAGAACAACGUGAACAACAAAUCCGCGAUACCUGGGAAGCUGCAAUUGAGUCUGGCAAAUCCAUUUCUACCACUCCCCGUCGAGAGUGCCAGGUACUGCUCAAAAGUGCACUCCCGCUGGUUUUCACUUUUGUCAUGCAAAACUCGCUGUCGUUGGCCUCUGUGUUCACUACAUCGCGUCUUGGUAUCAAUGAACUUGGUGGAAUUACCCUGGGGUCCAUGACUGCCAAUAUAACCGGGUUUGCAGCUAUCCAAGGUCUUUGCACAUGUCUUGACACGCUUUGCUCGCAAGCACACGGUGCUGGGAAUCAGCAAUUGGUUGGCGUCCUGCUACAAAGAUGCGCAUUAAUCACACUUGUAUUCUUCACGCCAAUUUUAUUUAUAUGGUGGUUUUGGUCGGAGCCAAUUUUGGCCUCGAUGAUCCCGGAGCGAGAGCUUUGCAGAUUGGCCGCCAAUUAUCUCAAAGUGGUGGCCGUAGGUGUUCCAGGUUUUGUAUUCUUCGAAUGUGGCAAAAGAUUCUUGCAAUGCCAGGGCAUCUUUCAUGCGUCCACAAUUGUGUUACUAUUCUGUGCGCCCUUCAACGCCGUCAUGAAUUACGUUUUGGUUCUAGAUAAGCGGUUUGGUAUUGGGUACAUUGGUGCCCCUAUUAGCGUGGCCGUUAAUUAUUGGUUAAUGGCCUUUGGAUUACUAUUUUACACCGUUUUCACUAAGCAUAAGGCCAAUCCCCGUAAAUGCUGGGGAGGACUCAUCAGACCCAAUCAAGUUUUCCGCAACUGGCGCAAAAUGUUUAGUUUGGCCCUGCCUGGCGUUAUCAUGGUUGAAGCCGAAUUUUUGGGUUUCGAACUAUUGACCAUUUUUGCGUCUCAUUUGGGUACGAGCGAACUUGGAGCACAAUCAAUCGUGUCUACUGUCGCAUCUUUAGCAUACCAAAUACCCUUUUCCAUUUCCAUUUCCACCAGCACCCGUGUCGCCAACUUUAUCGGGGCUUCGCUCUACCAAAAUUGCAUUGUCACUUGCAAAGUGUCACUAUUUCUGUCCUUCGUUAUCAGUCUUCUGAACAUGUCUGUCAUCUAUUCGUUCAGAAUCCAAAUCGCCAAUGCUUUCUCCAACGAUCCCGAAGUGGUGUCCUUGGUGAUCAGCAUAUUGCCUCUAUUAGCAUUCAUGCAAAUUUUUGAUGCCUUCAAUGCAUGCACAGCUGGUUGUUUGAGAGGUCAAGGCCAACAAAAAAUUGGCGGUUACAUCAACGUGCUUGCCUUUUACUGCAUCGGCAUACCUUUGUCUUACGUCUUGACAUUCCAUUUCAAACAAGGAAUGGCAGGAUUGUGGUAUGGUAUCACGGGCGCAUUGGUAUUCAUGAGCAUUUUCCAGAGUUACGCUGUCUUCUCUUGCGACUGGACCAAAAUCAUAAAAGCUGCGAAAAGCCGCACUUCGGAGCAGGACAGGGUUUAA